Molecule: messenger RNA, 5693 nt
Organism: Belonocnema kinseyi
Lineage: Eukaryota; Metazoa; Arthropoda; Insecta; Hymenoptera; Cynipidae
Gene: drosha
Product: ribonuclease 3
Exons: 12
Coding region: 227-5083 (1618 amino acids)
Biological process (GO): regulation of gene expression; pre-miRNA processing; rRNA processing
Cellular component (GO): nucleus
Molecular function (GO): ribonuclease III activity; double-stranded RNA binding
Source: RefSeq, a predicted model, not a curated record
CGGAAUCUGUGUGUCGUCCUCAGUUUGGAAUGGGAUGAAAUUUUAUCAUAUUUCAGUGAAUUUUUAUCAAAUUCGGAAUGAAAAAGUUGGAAUAAUUCAAGUGGGUAUUUUCCCAGAAAUAUCCAUGUUUAAAAUUAAGUGUUAUACCGAUUCAAAAGAAUUUAGUUUUAAUCCCUGAGCAAAUCAUCCAUCGCUCUGGAACAAACAGACAAGCGACUCGAUCAAAAUGGCAAAUUCAGAAGUAAACGGAGGUCAAUAUUACUGGAAUGGCGAAACACCAGCAGUACAAAACAACUACUAUUCUCUACCAACCCCAACCUUCACACCUCCAGAUCUCACUCAACCUCCACCUACCUUCGCCUUACCUCUGCCUACCCUCCCAGAAAAAAUGAUAAACCCUUAUCCUCAAUUUCCUGCUGCACCACCAAAUUCCAUCAUUCCUUUUAUGAAUGGCACCACCCCCUCAUUCCAGCCUCCUCCUUACCAAAAUCCACCAACUCCCAUGGACAUCCAGAGCAGCCAAAUCUACAAAAUUCCAACAGUCUGUCCUCCGCCUCUUCAGGAAAAUUGCACUUACGAUUACUGGAACUCGGAAUCUACAAAUUGCAAUAUUGCCAAUCAGAUGGAGACAUGGUCUCAAGGUGUGAGUCACACAACCUGGAGUCUGCCAACCAGGUCGAAUGGAUCAUAUCCCGAGUCUGAAGUGUCGAGAUGUGAGGAGAAGAGAUCGAGUCAGAGGAGUCGACACGAGGGUUCGAAGGGGGGCAGGUCGGACUGGAGGCGAGAGAGACGAUCAGAUAGUCGUGAAAAUGGGAGGAGGAGGUCGAUCAGUCCCGAGAGUCGAUUGAGAUUGAGAAAAUCGAGUCGAUCGAGGUUCGAUGAUCGGAGCAAAGAUAGAAGGGAUGAUCGGAGGGACGAUCGACGGGAUGAUCGACGAAAUGGUCGUAAAGAAGAUCGUCGAGAGGAUCGGCGGGAACGGUACGACAAAUAUGAAAGAAGAAGACGAACUUCAAGGGAACGGUCUUUUGAGAGAAAGUCCGAGAGGAAGUCUGAAAGGUCCUUUCGAACAAAUGGUUCCUACAGUUCGCGAUCUUCCUUGAAUUUGGAAAGAUGCAUCAUCAGCAAACGGAGGAGGAGGUCCAAAUCUCUUGAAUCAAAUUCUGGGUCGCCGAAUAAAGUUCCGGCCAAGCAGAAGUGCCUUUCUGAGCGGGAAUUGCUUUUAGAAAAAUACAGGAGAAAUUAUUGUGCAACGAGUAAAGAUAUGGAGAAGAAAUUGGUAGAAUUGAGUGCUAUCGGAACAGAAGGAAUUAUCGAAAACGAGCGAAAAAUCUGGACUCGAACUGCCCCAGCCGAUUUAUAUUAUCAGAGGGAUGAGAGCAAUCCAAAAAUCAUGAGAGGCACUCAAAAGUUGAACGAACUUUGUGAUAUUUUCAAUUUGUUGUUUAUAAAAAGAGCUGAAGCUGUAAGAGCCGCACAACCUCCCUACGAACCUCCGCCAAGAAAAACGAGAGCAAGAUUAUGCAAGCACAAAUCUGAAGCUUGCAGCAGUUCCUCGUCUGAUAGCGACAGCGAUUCGAUGGAAGAAGACGACAGAACGAUGGAGGAAUUAAUGGCGAAAAAACAACAUCCUCAGAGAUUACAUCCUGAAAUGUGGUUUAAUGAUCCUGGAGAGAUGAACGAUGGUCCGCUUUGUAGAUGUAGUGAAAAAUCGAGAAGAUCCGGAAUUAGGCAUGGAAUUUAUGCAGGGGAAAAUGCAGUCAAUAGAUGCGAUUUAGGCACCAAUAAUGGCGAUAAACUUUAUCAUUAUCGAAUUACCAUUAGUCCGCCAACCAACUUUCUCACAAAAACUCCAACGAUAAUUAAACACGACGAGCAUGAAUUUAUUUUUGAAGGAUUUUCCAUGCUUUCCCAUUUUCCUCUCACCAAGUUACCAACAUGUAAAGUUAUUCGAUUUAAUAUCGAGUACACGAUUCUCUACAUCGAGGAAAAAUUACCAGAGAAUUUCACCGUUCGUGAACUCGAUUUUUUUCAUGAGUACCUUUUUAAAGAAAUCCUCGAGUUGGUGGAUUUCGAUUUGCACGCAGCUCAAGACAAAUCAGGCUGUGGACAAUUUCAUUUUAUGCCGAGAUUCGUUCGCGAUUUGCCUGAUAAUGGUCAGGAAAUUUUGUCCAUGAACGAGGUACUAAAUUAUCUUAUAAAAAGUAGUAAGCUCCUAAUCGAGGAAGAGGAUCUUCAAAAAUUGGCUGAUAUGCCGCAGUACAAAUGGCAAAAUAUCGCCGACGAAGUCAAGGGAAUGGUCGUGACUUAUCCUGGCAAAAAACCGUGCAGUGUGAGAGUUGAUCAGCUGGAUAGAAAUCAGAGCGAGCAACCUCCCGGAGUGGUAGCUUAUCCAGAAAUUGUGCAUUUUGGAAUUCGGCCACCACAACUUAGUUACGCUGGAAAUGCUGAUUAUCAAAAGGCCUGGAGAGACUACGUGAAAUUCCGUCACCUGCUCGCCAAUAUGCCCAAGCCCUCGUUCGAGGACAAACGGAAACUGGAGGCGAAAGAGAAUCGUCUCCAGGAAUUGCGCACCCAAAGUAAAAUGAAACGAGACGUAACCGUGGACGUGACCUCCGAGGGCUUUUACAGAACCGGAAUAAUGUGCGACAUUGUUCAACACGCGAUGUUGAUACCCGUUCUCGUUUGUCAUCUCCGCUUCCACAAAUCCCUGGAAAAGUUAGAGCAGGCCCUGAAAUACAAGUUCAAAAAUCGCUACCUCCUUCAACUAGCUCUCACACAUCCCAGCUAUCGCGAAAAUUUCGGAACGAAUCCCGACCACGCGCGCAAUUCCCUGACCAAUUGUGGAAUCCGUCAGCCCGAGUACGGAGAUCGUCGAAUUCAUUAUAUGAACACCAGGAAGCGAGGGAUCAAUACUUUGAUCAAUAUCAUGUCGCGAUUUGGAGCGAAGAAGGAGACCGAGUCCUCGAUUGCUCACAAUGAGCGACUCGAAUUUUUGGGAGACGCUGUCGUCGAAUUUCUCACCUCGAUUCACCUCUUUCACAUGUUUCCGGACUUGGAGGAGGGCGGCCUGGCUACUUAUCGGGCAGCAAUUGUCCAAAAUCAGCAUCUGGCCGUUUUGGCGAAGAAACUGCAUUUGGAUGAGUUCAUGCUCUAUGCGCAUGGAAGUGACCUUUGUCACGAUUUGGAAUUGAGACACGCGAUGGCGAAUUGCUUUGAGGCGCUGAUGGGUUCUUUAUUUCUCGAUGGAGGCAUUGAAGUGGCGGAUCGAGUCUUCGGUGAGACUCUGUUCAUGGCUGAGAGGGACAAUCAGGAGAGUCAAAUUGACGAGGCGAUGCUCACACAGACGUGGGUCAAUUAUCCGAGACAUCCGCUUCAGGAGCAGGAGCCCCUGGGUGACAGGCAGUGGAUCGGGAGAUUCGAGCUGCUACAGAAAUUAACCAAGUUUGAGGAAUCCAUUGGAGUUGAGUUCAAUCACAUAAGACUCUUAGCUCGAGCUUUCACAGAUCGAAGUAUCGGUUAUACGAAUUUGACUCUGGGUUCGAAUCAGCGUUUGGAAUUUUUGGGAGACACGGUUUUGCAACUGAUCGUUUCCGAAUAUUUGUACAAAUAUUUUCCAGAACAUCACGAAGGACAUUUGUCGCUACUGCGAAGUUCUCUUGUAAAUAAUAAAACGCAAGCGGUAGUGUGCGACGAUUUAGGAAUGACGCAGUAUGCACUUUAUGGAAAUCCGAAAGCCGAAUUGAAAACGAAAGACAGGGCAGAUUUGCUCGAAGCAUUUUUGGGAGCCCUUUACGUUGAUAAGGGUUUGGAUUACUGCCAGGUUUUCUGCGAUGUUUGUUUCUUCCCUCGCCUUCAAGAUUUUAUUAUGAAUCAAGACUGGAACGAUCCUAAGAGUAAAUUGCAACAAUGCUGCUUAACUUUGAGAACAAUGGAUGGUGGAGAACCCGAUAUUCCUGUUUACAAAGUUAUUGAGUGCAAAGGGCCAACUAAUACGAGAGUUUAUACGGUUGCUGUUUACUUCAAAGGAAGGCGUUUAGCUAAAGCUUCUGGCCACAGCAUUCAAGAAGCUGAAAUGAAUUCAGCAAAAAGGGCUCUUGAAAAUUCUGAAGACCUGUUUCCGCAACUCGAUCAUCAGAAACGGGUAAUAGCAAAGAGUAUGAAACUCCAGCACUGGUCAAAAAAUAAAGCCCGAAUAGCAAAAUCUUCGAAGCCAAUCGAGCGCUCUGACGAUUCCGACUCGAGUCAACAUCGCAAAAGAAGAAGUCGAAGUCGCGAACACAAAUCUGAAUUCAGGUCUCGGAAUCGCUACGACAGUUCCGAUCGGAGAAUGAGAAUGUCCAAAGAAUCCGUCACUAGUAGAAAUAAAAGUUCAGAACGAUCGAAAAAAAGUCCCGAACGAUCUAGAAAGAGUUCCGAAAGAUCAAGAAAGAGUCCCGACAGAUCAAAAAGGACCUCUGAAAGUUCAAAAAGGAGUCCAGAACGAUUGACAAAGGGUCCAGAAAGUCUCAACAGUCCAGAAAUUCUCAAAAAGUGUUUAGAAAUUUCGAAAAAGAGUCUAGAAUAUUCAAAAAGGAGUCUAGAAAAUUGCAAGAAAGUUGCCGUCGAGACGGCACGAAAAAGGUGUGAAAGUGUGAGAAGAAGUUCCGAGAGAGACUCGAAGCGCCGAAGAGAAGAUACAAAUGAGAAAAAGCUGCGCGAUCUUCAUUUAAGUUCUAGUCCCGAGGAAUUCCGUCUGGAUUCCAAAAAAGCGUCGAGUCGCCAUCACUAUUCGGACACUUCGGACGACGAUGCCGAGCGAAAACGGAAAAUUUGGCGGAAAUGCGGCGGCAAAAGCACAAAGCGAAAGCGGCACUCUGCUGAGGAUAAAGAUUUUAGUAGUCAGGACGAGAGUAAUGUUCCUGAACAGUAUAAAAGCAGUAAUUUCACGAAACCGGCUGAAAAAAAGAAAUCGGGGAUGUAUUCAGGGCAAAGAAAAGGAGAUUUAAUCGAGAGGAAUAAUUUCAGUGAAAAUUCCCUUUCAACAGUGAUAUUGGGUUUAAAAAAAUUUACAUACCAUAAUCGUUUAGAAAUUUUUGAAGACUGAGUUUAGUUAUUUUAUGAAUAUUCGACGGCUAUUGUGGCUAUUAAAUCUUUGGGAAAAUGACGAGUUUCGAGUGUGAGAUUAUGAGGGUUUUUUAAAUUUGGAGAAUAUUCUGCCCUAGAUAUGUCCAGUUUUUUUUUUCGGAGACUUAUUUGUGGAUUCGAAAAUACAGAUUUAAUUAGAAGUUCUUAGCUCUGUGCGUCAAUCACACAACUGAAGGCGAUAAUAUGGGCCUACAAUUUUUUUUUUUCAAAUUUCUAUUUUAUUUUUGUCUAGAAUUCUCUAAAAACAAGGAAAAUAUGGUGAUUUUAUCACGAAAAAUGAGAGAAAUUGAUUUUUUUUAAAGUAAAAAUUGAGGUGGGUACUAUUUUUAAUUAAAUUUUAAACGCAUUUUUAACAAAAUAGUUGAAUUCUCAACCAAAACUGAUUAAUUUUCUAGAAAAAUAUAAUCAGGCGAAUACGGUUACUAAUUAUAAUAAUUUUUAUAAUUAUUUAGAAGCUGAAAAUAUUUAUGCAGGUUUUUUUGGAACAUUUUAAAAAUUAUAAUAUUAUUUUUUAAAGUCUGCCUGCUACGUGGACAUAUUCUUAUUUUUUAUUCCUAAUGUUAUUUUUU